UAACUGCGGCUGGCGGCGGCGCCAUUUUGAACGUGCAGCCGCCGCGGGCGUGAGUGUGGUGUGGCGGCGCUGCUGGCUCGAGACCUACCUAUCCUCAUUUCCUUUCAAGAGGUGUAGCUCGGGAUAUAGACCCAGGCCUAGGGGCCCGUUAGUUAUCGAAGCGAAUUCGGUAAGAUGAUGCUGAGAGGAAACCUGAAGCAAGUACGCAUUGAGAAAAACCCGGCCCGCCUUCGCGCUCUCGAGUCCGCGGUGGGCGACAGCGAGCCGGCAGGCGCCAUGGCGCUCGCGCUGGCCGGUGAGUCUGCGCCCGCCGGCCCCGCGCCCCCGGAGGACCACCCGGACGAGGAGAUGGGCUUUACUAUAGACAUCAAGAGCUUCCUCAAGCCGGGCGAGAAGACGUACACCCAGCGCUGCCGCCUCUUUGUGGGGAACCUGCCCACGGACAUCACCGAGGAGGACUUCAAAAGGCUCUUCGAGCGCUAUGGCGAGCCCAGCGAGGUCUUCAUCAACCGGGACCGCGGCUUCGGCUUCAUUCGCUUGGAAUCCAGAACACUGGCUGAAAUUGCAAAAGCAGAGCUGGAUGGCACCAUUUUGAAGAGCAGACCUCUCCGAAUUCGUUUUGCUACACAUGGAGCAGCCCUUACUGUCAAGAACCUUUCUCCGGUUGUUUCCAAUGAGCUUCUGGAGCAAGCAUUUUCCCAGUUUGGUCCUGUAGAGAAAGCUGUUGUGGUUGUGGAUGAUCGUGGUAGAGCCACAGGAAAAGGUUUUGUAGAAUUUGCAGCAAAACCUCCUGCAAGAAAGGCUCUGGAAAGAUGUGGUGAUGGGGCAUUCUUGUUAACAACAACGCCUCGUCCAGUUAUUGUGGAGCCUAUGGAGCAGUUUGAUGAUGAAGAUGGCUUGCCAGAGAAGCUAAUGCAGAAAACUCAACAAUAUCAUAAGGAAAGAGAACAGCCGCCACGUUUUGCUCAGCCUGGGACAUUUGAAUUUGAGUAUGCAUCUCGAUGGAAGGCUCUUGAUGAAAUGGAAAAGCAGCAACGUGAGCAGGUUGAUAGAAACAUCAGAGAAGCCAAAGAGAAACUGGAGGCAGAAAUGGAAGCAGCUAGACAUGAACACCAAUUAAUGCUAAUGAGGCAAGAUCUAAUGAGGCGUCAGGAAGAACUCAGACGCUUAGAAGAACUCAGAAACCAAGAGCUGCAAAAACGGAAGCAAAUACAGUUGAGGCAUGAGGAAGAGCAUCGUCGUCGUGAGGAAGAAAUGAUCCGACAUAGAGAACAGGAGGAACUGAGGAGACAACAAGAGGGCUUUAAGCCAAACUAUAUGGAAAAUAGAGAACAGGAAAUGAGAAUGGGUGAUAUGGGUCCCCGUGGAGCAAUAAACAUGGGAGAUGCGUUUAGCCCAGCACCUGCUGGUAACCAAGGUCCUCCUCCAAUGAUGGGUAUGAAUAUGAACAACAGAGGAACUAUACCUGGCCCACCAAUGGGUCCUGGUCCUGCCAUGGGACCAGAAGGAGCUGCAAAUAUGGGAACUCCAAUGAUACCAGAUAAUGGAGCAGUGCACAAUGAUAGAUUUCCACAAGGACCACCAUCUCAGAUGGGCUCACCUAUGGGGAGUAGAACAGGUUCUGAAACCCCUCAAGCACCAAUGAGUGGUGUAGGUCCUGUUAGUGGUGGUCCUGGUGGUUUUGGUAGAGGAAGCCAAGGGGGCAACUUUGAAGGCCCUAAUAAGCGUCGUAGAUAUUAAACAUUCUUUCAUUUCUCACUUAUUUAGAGGGGAAAAAAAUUCAGUGGUAAUGCCUUUACACUUUAACCUGUUACCUGGAAGUAAUGGUUUUAUUGUUGAUGUAUGUAGACUUUAAAGUUUUUCUUUUGUAAAAUUUCAGGUUUUUGUAUUUUUUCUUUAUUCAUAAGCUUUGUAGAUUAGAAUGAUAAUGAUGAUGCUCAUCAUUGUGAAUGUUAAAAUGUUUGUGACUUUAGCUUUUAAUAUAAGUAUGCCAUAGUACUGUGAAAUCUGUGUAGUCAAUUUCAAUAAAGAAAUCAUUUUGGAUAAUUUUAAAAUGUUACUAGUGGUAUUCUAUAAUUUUACUUAACUUUGCUGUUGCAGUAGUACUUUGGUUGCUUUGAUCCAGUCCAUUUAAAAAGGAAAUUUUCUGCUUUUUAGUUUGUGCAAGUAGCACUUAAGAUAGCAGCUCACUGAAAGCAAUGUCAAUAAGGGGUAGAUAGAGUAGUACAUUGGGGAGGGAUGGGUUAUGGGUGUUCACAUUUGUAAAACCAUCGAUGUUCUGUGAAAUCAGAGUUGUUGUCUUCAUAUAGAUUCUGAAUAUUCUGAGAAGGAAUAUUAAGGAUAUCUUUGUCCUGUUCUGAUUUUUUCCAAAUAAAUCUUUUGAAUCUUGAAAAAACAAACUGUUUGAAGGCAAAUCUCUUUUGCUCAUAAAAAGUCUAUUUUUUAAUCUUAUUUGCCAUUAUUUAUUUGGUUCCAAUAUCUAGAUCUUCCCCUUUAAAAAUUCUUUAUACCAAACAAUACUCUUAGAUUGGAUAUUUAGUGAGGAUCCACUCUGUGAUUUAGAAAAAUUUAAGCAAUUCUUGAGAAUGUUGAUUUCUAGAAGUAUUAAAGAUGACUUGACUCUUCAGCAUUAUAAUUGUGUUUUUCUAGUUUAGAUAUGUCUUCAGUAAAAUUUGAUUGGCUUUGUGUUUUUGUUUUUAAGAAAUAUAAUUCAAGCGGUGAUUUUUCAAAAAUAGGAUCAUUGGAAUCAGAUUACAUACCUGUACUCCUAAAUACAUAUUUUGAUUUUCACUAUGAGGAAGAACUGAUUUUGUCACAUUAUGAUAUAUAUGACAUGAUAUAUAUGUUGUUGUUUCCAAAAACAAAGUAAUCGCUGUAUUUGAAAUUUUAGCUACCCAUAUAUAAUUUAACUUAAACCAUAAAUAUAGUUUAUCAGUCACGGAUCAUAGUUUUUCGUAUAAGUAACAUUUCAGUGUUUUACUAUAUCAUGCUUUCAGCAUUUUCCUGUGCUAUUUUAAAUAGUAUUUAAAUAUUACCCAUUAACUUUGCAUGGUUUCUGCUGGACAGUAUACUUUGGAAAGAAAUAACUGGUUAUUUGCAAAUCUUGCAUAAAAACAGCUUGGUGUAAAGCACAAUUGAGAUGCAUUCUUUUGUAUCAAUUAAAUUUUUCUUAUGUACUAUUUCAUGUUCUUUUUAAUAACAAUGGGUGAAAGUAUCUUCUAAAAUUUGCACUAUUCUUACAGUUUUGUUUUUACAAAUUUUUUAAAUCUUGAGUUGGGGAUUGUAAAAUAAUAGUUUCAUCACUUUCCAUGAGUAUGACUGAUAAUGGAAUUUAUUUCAGUUUGUGGCAUUCAUUGCAGUGUGGGGAGUUUGAACAUGAACUGUAGUUUUCAAGUGAUUGAACUUAUAUACCUUUCCCAUCAUCUUUAUUUUAUUCACAUAAUCCUUAGGUGGUUUUUAGCUUUGUAUUUUGCUUCAAAGCUGAAUUAAGAUUGGGAGAAAUGUGCUCUUUUGAUGUUAAUAUCAAGCUCUAUUUGGCCAAGGCUGGGAAAUUCCUUAAGAUUCAAGAACAUUUGAAAACCCAUGCAUACAGAUGUCUUAAUUUCCUGAACAUUCUAUUGUCCGGCUCAACUCUGGCUCCAAGAAUAGAGUUCUGCACACCUUUUUCCCUGCAUCAAGAAAAUUCUUGUUCCAGUUCUUAAUACGUUUACCUGGGAAUCAGUCAGCUUCUGAGUGACAAAUGGAGCAUCUGUGAACUCCUAGUUAUUCAGUUUUCAGUGGUUUUGUAUAGUUAAAUUUAUGACUGUUUCAGUCAUUUUUUCCUUGUGAAUUAGAAUAACAAAGAUUUUUAAUGUCCUUUGGUUAAAAGUGAUAGAUAUUUUAGAAACUAAAAGCUCUUCUAAAAAGUGUGAAUUUAUCAUGUGCUACUGUAAUUUUUUGCUUAAAAAGGUAAUAUGAAACAAUUGUAGGAUUAUAAUAACAAUAUUGUUUCUUUGUGUGUCAUAAUUGGAAACAUUGAGUUUAAAGGCUGUAGGAUUUAGAUUUCAUAUGCUUUUUGUAAUUAAUAUGCAUAAAAUAAAGGACUAUCCAUUUCCCUAGUUUUAUUUUAGCGCUUUAUUUUGUCAGAAUUUACCUAUUUUUUGUUUAUUUUGAAAAUAAAUGCAUUGGUUUUCUUGACAGAUCCCAGUAUUUGAAGGCGUAUUGGGUAUUACGUAUUGGGUAUUACUCUUUCAGUUUUUGAUUUUCUAUUUAAAAUCAGUGCGGAAUAUUUAGUGGAAAAAGUGAAGUAUCAGUAAUAUGUUAGUGGAAUACUACCUGUUUUACUUGGAAUUGCCAUGAAAUUCAAUUAAAAAUUUUCGAGGACAACCACUGAAACAUUGGAUCUUGUUUUUCAAAUACUAAUUGAAAUAGCUUUUGUAUUUUAUUCAGAGACAUACUUGAAUAUUUCAUUGUCUUCAUUCUUACAUGUAAGAUGUGUAAUAGUUGCUAAUUAUCAGUAAGACUAACAGUAACUAAUUUAUAAGUGGAUUAAAUUGGUAAUUACAACCUACAUGCUGAAGGAGAAAAAACAUUAAUGUGCGAUUGAAAGGAAGUAAGUUUUGUGAAAAGUGAUCAAGUGUAUGGUUAAACUUAAAAGUAUUGAAACUUUGUGUCAAAUGAGACUAGUGAAAAAUGAAAGGGACACAUUAUUUUUCAAUAAAAGAUGGUUUUUUGGAGGGUACUGUGGUAUUUAAAUGUUUUGUUUUAUAAGAGUAGGUUACAGUAGUUAAUGAUAAAAUAUAUUUCUGAAAUUUGGAAGGGUAGCAAUGACUCAAGCUAAACAGUAUUUUCAAGAAUAAGAUAAUACUCAAAAAACUAUAUAGUCAUGUAUUUCCAAGAUUCAAUAGUUGUGAAUGUUUUCCUUCCUAGUUACGUAGAUAUUUUUACACAUGAACUCAUUUUGGGGGAGCGGGGUGGUGGUUCAGGAGAGGGACAAACUACUACAAAGUAAGUAGGAAUUCAGUUUUUUCGUUAUAUAGUUUUUAGUGUGGCCUUCAUUUUAAGCAAAUCUUGAUCAAAAAUGAGUAAUUGUAUACUUUUCAAGAACAUUAUUUACUUUUCAACUCCCUUUAUUACUAAUUUUUUAAAAAUAGGAAACAAUUUUAGCAUGCUCGCUUAACAAACUAUUUUUCCCAGUUAGUGUAAAUGAGGGAUGCAUACAGAUUGCCAGUGGAAUGUGGUCAGAUACUUGUAGAACUUUACUUUCAGAAAAUAAUGAAGAAUUUCCCUAUUUUUAUAGCAUCUGUUAUUUUUAAAAUAAUAUCUCACCUUUAAAGUCUUGAGAGUAUGCAUUAAAAUAUUAUUAACUGCUCUACCAAUGAACUUUGUGUUAUUGGAAAUGUUAUUCGACCCUUUGUCAUUUUAUGUAAAACCAUGUUUAUUCUCUCCAUGUUCCUUUUUUGAUUGAAAAAGUUACUCCUUGAUUAUAUUUCUUUAUGGAAGAAUUUUCAGAAUAUACUUUGCAUUAUCAUGAAGUUUUCCUUUUCAGUGACAUGAAACAUAUUUUACCGAUAGAGGAAAAUAUUUCUAAACAUAAUUUAGCCAAAGUUUAUACAUAGCCAUUAAAAAGAAACCAGAAAAACUUAAGUCUAUUUGUAUUUUAGCACUUGAAUUAUGGUUAUUACUAACUCCCUCUUUGUUUUAAAGAACUGAAUCUUAAAACAGAUGUGUUCAACUUAAACAUGUAAAUAAAAUUUUAGUUCUGUUUUUUAAAGUAUCCAAAUAUGUAUGAAGUUCUGUCUGAAACUUUAGAUAUGCAUUAGUAAGAUUAGGGAGAAAUAAGCUUGAAGUAUAUUGCAGAAGUGUAUUGCUUUUUAAAAUAUUGCCACUAAAUGUAAUUACUGAUAGUAAUGUAGGUGGACUCUGUUACUCUAUGUAAAUGAGGUUUUGGUGGUGUAGAAGCCUUUGGAAUUAAUAUUUACCUAAAGUAUGUUUAUAGUCCUGAAAUUGUUAAUUACAGAAUCAACUUCACAGUUUCGUAUAUGUGUAUGAGGUAGUAUCAAAAAUUUAAUGAGUAGCUACAUUAAUGCAUUGUUAUAUCUGAGUUGGCUCUUUUAUGCAGUAUGUUAGCCAGUUUGUGAAUACAAAUGAGAAUCUCGUGAAAAUAAAGAAAACAUUUUAUUGCUCAUUUUACCACAAUGAUUAACUUCUCUUUACGCUUCAGAUUAUUGGAUAAUGUCAGUCCAUAUCAAAUAUGAGAAAUUUAGAUUUGCAAAUGUUGUUUUGUGUUUUAUGUAACAAGAAAAAGUAAAACCAUAAUUUUACAAAAAGUAAAGUCUUAAUAAUGUCUGAUGUUUUUAGUGUUGAAGGGAGCAGUUAUUUGCCAGAUGGUUAUUUACUUUGUAAUAUUAAUUAUUUAAGUUGGUUAGAAUAUUUACUUAACUGUCGAUUUGACAAGAAUAUUUCAACCAUUAGGAUUAUUUGGCCUUAACAGUUUAGCAAACUGAGCCUAAAUUGGAGUAAUUGCCUACCAAAUGAUACUUUGUCAUAUUGAUGCUGUGAGGAGCCAAACCAUUCAGAAUUUCACUAUCAAUUUUUCUCUUGUGCCAGUAUGUACUGAGAGGCCCUGUGUACUGUACCUUUUUUAGGAUGGAGAUAUAGCAGUGGAAAAACAAAAUCCCUGCAGUAAAUUAAAGGUCAGCAACCGUUAACAUUCUUCUAAAUCAGUGGUUCUCACCAUUCUUUGUGCAUUUAGUAUCAACUGAAAAACUAAUUGAAACAUUUCUUGGGUCCUACCCCACUUUCUGACUCAGCAGGUCUCAGAUUUGACUAACCAGUAUUAUUUUAAAUAUAUUCUUGGGUAAUAGUCAUGUUGGGUUUGGGUAUUCCAGUUUGAGAAGCUCUGUACUGUAAUGUUGCUCAGGAAAAGUAAAAUAACAUUUUUGGUUGGUCAAUUUUAGUGGUGGUUGGCAUAGAUGAGUGUUCUCUAAUAUAUGAAUUUUUUUAAGGAUCUUUGCCCAAUCAUUGACAUAAUACAAAACACCCCAAGUUUUCACAGCUACUGACAAUUUACAAAUGCUGCAGAAAGUCAUAAUUUUGACUAGACAAUGUCAUGGUUAUUGUGGGCUUUUAUAUAAGGUCUCUAUGAUAAAAUUUCUUGAAUUAGGUUUGUAUUGUGUUCACAAGCCUACUUAAUUUAAGUGAAGAGGGACUAUAAUAGAAAUGUAAUUUUGAGUAUUUUGUGAAAGUUUUUCACUUAACUAAUUCUCAGCUGUCUAUGCCAGUAAGAGAAAUGAAACAGUGGCGUGAUCAGAUGUUGUAUUAGUAUAUUUGAACAUACUUAUGCUUGAAAGGGUAAAUAUAUUUAAAAAACUGCCCUGGUCUUUGCUAUCCUUGUAAUUAUGAAUGUGAUGAUGCCACUUUGAUGGAUUCAAAUAACUGCCCAACCUUUUGUGCAAGGUCAUCUUUUGCUUUUUUACAUUGAAGAUAAAGGUUUGAUAAAUGUAUAGUCAAGACCAUGAAUGUAUUUAUUAAAUGUAAUUUGCAGCUUUAUUCUUUGUUAGUCACUUUAAGAAGUAACGUUUGUCAAGUUCAAUAAAUGGGAAUGGUUAAGUAAUUUUAUGGUGAAAAGUUAUAACAUGCCUUGUGAGAUUUUACAAAGAUUUAUGCAACGUGUGUAUGUGUGUAUUUGUAUAUGAAUGGUUCUGUUUCAGAAUUCCGCAGUGCAUUAAGAUAAAUGGGUCUAUAAUGAAACCACAUAGAUGCUAUAGUGACAAGUUUUUUUCCAAAAUCGUCAUUAUUGUAACUGAAGAUUUGCAGCUUUCUAAAUGUCUUAAAAGGUAGUUUUUUGGACAUUGACUUUGGUCUGUAUUUACUAUGAAUAUCUGUGUCUAGUAAACAAAUCUAUUUCGUUACAAUUCAGUUGUCACAUAGGGAUCUUUCUGUCCUUUCCCUAUAGUAUCCUAGUUUAGCAUUUUUUCAGUUUUCCUAGGAAAUCAACUGACUACGAUUUUGUGGUUUUGGUAAACUAGAGAUGAAUUUGUCUCUGGUUGGGCACAUCAUCUGUGAUCAACAAAUUUAUCUCACCUACCAUUUUAUCUAUUUAACAUUGCAUCAACCCACCUCUUCCCCCGCCCUUUUUUUCCUUUUUCAUAUUUUCCUUGCUCCUGGAAGCACGGGACAUAAAGAGACUUCACUUCUAUCCCAAGAUGACUUAUUAACCUAUCUUCCAACUGAGUAGUUCUCAUGGAGCAUAGUGUAAAAUAAAAUGAAGUAAAAUUUUCAUUUCUCAUUUUUUAAAAAAAUUUAUGUGAAUAUAUUUCUUGAUACAUUUGGUUUUGUUUCUAGUUAUGUUUUACUGAGGUAAUUGGUUUUUACAACAAUGUUUAUGAUUUUAGGGGUGUUGGUUCACACCACUUCACACACAGUAUACCCAUUACCAAAGCACCCAUAAUCCUUUACCAUAGCCUAUUAGGCCCCCGUGUCCUUUUUUGGAUUCCCUCACCCUCAAGGCUGUCCUCUAAUUUGGCUAAAUUUUGCAGUCAAAUUUCUCGAUUUUGUUUUGGUUUAGCUUCAUCUGUUUCUUUUUUUACUUAUAUUCCGCAUUUGAGUGAGAUGAUCCAUUAUUUGUCUUCAUUUGACAUUUUGCUUAGUGUAAUCUAAUUCCAUGCAUGUUUGAAGUGGCAAUAAUCUUCAUUUUAUACUUGAGUAGUAUCCUGUUGAAUAUAUAUACACCACAUUUUUUUAAACAUUUUUAAAAUUAUGCAUACAAGAACUGGGGUAUAGGCCAGAGGUUUGGGAAGAUGAGAGGAUACAUUAGAGACAGAGUGGGGAGCAGAAAAGGUGGAUCUACUGAAAUAAACUGCUGAGGUGAGCAGCCGGUGAAGCAGGGGAGGUCUGCUGUGCCAUGUGACAGCCAGGUAUUGAACUCAAGCUGCAGUCGCUGCCUGGCGAUAGCUUGAUAGCGCUGAGACUUUAACCACUGUGCCACCAGGGAGUCCACUACACCACAUUUUUUUUAAAGAUUUAUUUAUUUAUGCAUACAAUAUCUGGGGUACAGGUGUGGGGGUUUGUGUGUGUGAGAGGAUUCACCAGACAAGAGUUGGGAACAGAACAGGCAGGCAGGCUGAAAUAAACUGCUGAGGGGAGCAGCGUGUGAGACAGGAGAAGUCUCCUGCUGCGCCAUGUGGAUAGCUCCCUGGCUGGCUGGAGAAAGAACUCCUGCUGCAGAGGCUGUGGAUAGCUUCACAGUGCUGUACUUAACCCCUUGUGCCACCAGGGAGGCCAUAUACCACAUUUCUUAAUGCAUUCAUCUGUUGUGCACAGAGGUGGUUUCCAUAACUUUGCUGUUUUAAAUAGUGCUGUAAUGAACGUAGGACUGCUUAUAUCCCUUUGAAUUGGUACCUACAAGUUGAAUCACUGAAUCAUAUGGUAGAUAUACUUUUAUAGGGGCUGUACCGGUUUCAUUCUUGCCACCACUUUUUUCUAGUCUUUAUGGUAUUGGAUAAUUUCAUGUGUUUUGUAUCAUCGUGGUUUCAGUUUGUAUUUCCGUGAGAAGUGCUGAUGAGCAAUUUUUCCUUUAUUGGCCACCUGUAUGUCUUCUUUAGACAAGUGUCUGGUUAGUUUUCUGCCCAUUUUUUUUGGGUGGAUUAUAUGUUUUCUUAAUGAGUUCUUUGAUGUAUGUCAUGUAUGAUAUGUACAAAUACUUUUCCUAUUUAGUCAGGGCAUCUUUUUUUUUUUAAAAGAUUUUAUUUAUACAAGAACUGGGGUACAGGCCAGAUGUGCGGAGGGUGAGGAUUCACCAGAGACAGAGCAAGGAACAGAACAGGCAGACUGACGAAAUACACUGUUGAGGGAGCAGCUGGCGAGGCAAAAGAGGCCUGCCGCGCCAUGUGGGAUUCUCGCUGUCUGGCUGGGAGCGAACCUGUGCUGCAGAGGCUGUGGACAGCUUCACAGUGCGGUGCUCAGCUGCCUGCGCCGCCACGGAGGCCCAGGGUAUCUUUAUUUUUAAUGAUACAAUUAGUGAUAGGAUUUCAGUGUACAGAAGCUUUUUACUUUGAUGUAAUCCCACUUUUUUAUUUUAUUUUAUUUUGUUUCCAUUACCUUUGGAGUUACAGUUCCCAGAGAGAUGAAGCCAAUUUCAUGGAGUGUUUUGUUGGUGCUGAAUUCUGAUCUACUUUAAUACUUAUGCAUGUGGUUAUCCAGUUUUUAUGGACAGCAUUCACUCAAGAUAACUUGGUCAAUUGUAUCCGUGCCUCUUUUGUCAUAAAUUAACUGUCCUUCAAAAUAUGAGUUUUUUAAGGCUCUGAAUACUAUUCAACUGUGUGUUUUUAUAUCAAAAGCAUACUGUUUGAGUUGUGUAUCUCGGUAGUAUAGAUUGAAGUCAGAUAAGUGCUAUUUUUGUCAGGUGCCUUGGCUGUUAAGGGUCAUUUGUGGUCCAUAUAAAUAUGUUUGCUCUGUUUCUUUGAGGAAAGCCACUGAAACUUUGAUAUGGGUUACAUUGCAUCUGUGUAGUGUAUUGCUUUGGGCAAUAUUGCCAUUUUUUUUUUUUUAUAGAGGCAUGUUUUUUUAUUUAUUUGUUUGUUUUAUUUAUAUAUGCACUGGGUACAGUCAGAAGUGCGGUAGGGUGAGAGAAUUCACCAGAGCCAGAGCGGGAAGCAGAGCAGGCAGAAGGACCGAAGUACACUGCUGAGGGGAGCAGCGGGCGGCAGGAGAGGUCUGCGUGCCAUGUGAGACCCUCCUCCGGUGGGGUGGCCGGGGAGCAGCCAGGGAUCAAACCUGCGCUGCGGAGGCUGCAGGCAGCUUCGCAACCCAGCGCUCAACUGCUGCGCCACCGGGGAGGCCCAAUAUUGCCAUUUUAACAGUUUUAAUUGGGAAUAUGUUUCCAUAUAUUUGUAUUUUUAUUUAACAAUGCCUUUCAUUUGUACAGCUCUUUAACCUACUUUGUUUAUUCCUGUUUAUUUUAGUGUGACU
Molecule: messenger RNA, 10950 nt
Organism: Talpa occidentalis (Iberian mole)
Lineage: Eukaryota; Metazoa; Chordata; Mammalia; Eulipotyphla; Talpidae
Gene: PSPC1
Product: paraspeckle component 1
Exons: 9
Coding region: 175-1740 (521 amino acids)
Biological process (GO): regulation of DNA-templated transcription
Cellular component (GO): nucleus
Molecular function (GO): RNA binding
Source: RefSeq, a predicted model, not a curated record